Patella vulgata (common limpet) is the source of this 2677-nucleotide messenger RNA. RefSeq names its product core histone macro-H2A.1. The record is from RefSeq and is a predicted model, not a curated record. Gene Ontology annotation, molecular function: DNA binding; structural constituent of chromatin; protein heterodimerization activity. NCBI's taxonomy places the organism in Eukaryota, Metazoa, Mollusca, Gastropoda, Patellidae. Gene Ontology annotation, cellular component: nucleosome. The transcript has a single exon. Bases 99 to 1286 code for a protein of 395 amino acids.
UUCAUGGCCUAGAUUUUCUUGACAUGUCGUAGCUUGCAACUGACCUUAUUAUCAAUACCGUUAAGCGAGGAAGCGAGAUAACGACAUACACUGUAAACAUGUCGGCGAGAGGAGUUAAGAAGAGGCCGCUCAAGGGGCAAAAAACGCGAUCCCAGCGUGCUGAAGUAUUGUUUCCCGUUGGGAGAAUGUUAAGGUAUCUUAAACGUGACACGCACCACUUCCGUAUUGGUGCUGGAGCACCGGUUUAUGCAGCUGCUGUCAUCGAAUACUUGACUGCUGAAAUUUUAGAACUAGCCGGUAACGCAGCACAGCAUAACAAAAAGCAACGAGUUACACCUAGGCAUAUCUUACUAGCCAUUGCUAAUGAUGAAGAGCUACACACACUAUUAAAACAUGUCACUAUUCCAGCAGGGGGAGUCUUGCCAAGGAUUCACCCAGAACUGCUGGGUCGCAAGAAAGGAGGAAAAUUUCCAAACACUCCAGUGGGAUCUCCAGCACCCUCUUUACCGGCAUUACCAAUUAAAAAGCCCAAAAUAACUAAUGGGCCGAAAGCCAGUACCAGUAAGCCGGUCAUUGCUGGAAAAGUUAAGAAACGCAUACCGACACCAGUGCAUUUCAGACCGAAACUCAAAGCUGUAAGAUCAAAAGCUAAGCCUUUGGUAAACUCAACUUUAAAUGGACCAUCAGGAUCAAAAUCCACAGAUGCCCUCCCAGAUGCAAGUGGAUUUACUACAUUAUCAGAGAAAAAACUUUUUCUAGGACAAAAAUUAACCGUGGUCAAAGGAGAUAUUGUAAAAAUGGCAGCAGAUGCAAUUGUCCAUCCGACCAGUUCAAAUUAUCAUAUGGGUGGGGAAGUAGGAAAUGCCCUCAGUAAUGCCGGUGGUAAAGAAUUCCGUCAAGAAAUCGAAAAUCUAAGAUCAACUCAUGGCGAUUUAGAUACUGCUGGAGCAGCCAUUUGUCCUGGAAAGAAAUUUCCAGCUAAGUUUGUUAUUCACGUCAAUAGUCCUUCAUGGUCUACCAGUAACUCCACAGAAUUAUUAACCAAAGCUGUUAAUAAUGUUUUUGCGCUUGCUGAUGAGAAGAAUCUUAAAACAGUGGCCAUACCUUCAAUAGGAAGUGGGCAUGGAGGAUUUCCCAAACAGGCUGCAGCACAAUUAAUUCUACAGGCCAUUAAUGCAUACUUUACUAAAGUCACCACUAGUUCUCUUAAACAAGUUUACUUUGUUUUGUACGACACAGAAAGUAUCAACAUCUACACAAGUGAACUAGCUAAAUUGGAUGCGUAAUUUAAAAAUAAUUUUGUUAGGAUGUGUAGAAAGAAAUUUUGUCAUUUUGUUGUUUGAUAUAAUUGAUAAAUCAUCAAUACAUAAAAUAUGAAUUUUAAUUAAUGUUUGUCUUAACUAUAAUAUAGUAAGAAUAACUGUGGGAAUAUGUUGAGUGCACACCAUUCUAAUAUAAAAUUUAUUAAUGGUUUUUAUAUUAUGUUAACCUCCCUAUGUCAAUCACACAUUGUACUAAAGAAGUGUUCUUUUUACUUUCAUUUUUUUUUUUGUAACACAUAUAUUUAAUCAUAUUAUUAUUAAUUCUUCAUAUUUUAAUGUGUAUUUAUGUUAUUGUUUUAAAAUAUUUAUGAGUAGAUGUGGUGAUCGAAGAUGUUUUUGAAACAAAAAAUCCUUUGGUAAUUGUCCAAGGUGUUUUUGGCUGCUACUAUUUGUUGUGCAAAUUCAAAUAGUUAAUUAAUUUUUUUAACUUCUCAAAUUUUCAGGUAUUAAGAUUAGAAACAGAUUCAUGUUUUGGUUCAGGGUUCUUAAUUUAAUUCCAGAUCUGAAAAAAAAUAUCAAAGGAACUUGGUGUGCAUUGAGUGAUGUGAUGUUUCAUAUAUAUAUAUAUUGGCAUAUUCAUUUCAUAAUUAUUUUGCUUAAUCCUAAAACUAGUUAUAAUAUAUUAUUUAAAUUUUAAUAUAAUAAAGAAUUAUGCAAUAUGACAUUUAAAGUCAUAAAACUAAUAUUGUGCUGAAGCUGAAGUAAAGCUGAAAAUCAUGGACAAAAUCAUUAAUUUCAUUUGUAUUGUAUUAUUUUAUUUUAUAUGAAAAACAUUUUAGGUAAGAAUUAUCAUAGACAAAUGACCACAUCCAUGGUCAGUCAUUUAGAAUUUAAGCAUAUAGCCAAAUGUAUAGUAUUCAAUCAUCAAUAAUAUCCUAUGUAUUUUAUAUGCCUUUUAUAGACCAAAAGAAACAACAGGCCAUCAUUGUAAUUUGAAGUCACGCAUUCAGGCUUUUAAUUUCAGACUGGGAGAUAGAGACUAUAUUUCUAUUAUCAUAACAUGAAUUGGGUGCUAUAAAUAACUGUUCGUAAGGGCACUCAAAUAGUAAACAUGAUUUUUUUUAAGUAUUUUAUAUCACAGGCUUUGAUAAUGUUAUUAUUUAUGAACUAAUGUUGAUUUUUGUUAAACUUUUAAUUGUUUUGACCUAAUUAUUAUUGAUUAAUAUUGUGAUUAUCUACCUUAGUUUACAGUGUUGGAUUCUCGUAGUAAGAACUGAGUGUUUUUUUUAUAUGAAGUUACUUGAUUUAGGAAUAUAUAAAUAUGUCUGUUUGAGAAAAAAUAUUUUAUCUGUGACUCUAGUGUGUAUGUAAUAAACACUUCAAGAAAAUAAACCUGUUUGAAUUUAAAAAAGUAA